Molecule: messenger RNA, 2094 nt
Organism: Humulus lupulus (European hop)
Lineage: Eukaryota; Viridiplantae; Streptophyta; Magnoliopsida; Rosales; Cannabaceae
Product: protein DETOXIFICATION 42-like
Exons: 13
Coding region: 376-1905 (509 amino acids)
Biological process (GO): transmembrane transport
Cellular component (GO): membrane
Molecular function (GO): antiporter activity; xenobiotic transmembrane transporter activity
Source: RefSeq, a predicted model, not a curated record
AACCCUUAACGUCCUCCAAUAUUCUAACUAUAUUUCACAUAAAAACAUAUAUGCAUACGUCUUCCAUAGAUAUGAGAGAUUUUGUUUUCCCAGAAACUUAUAAUUUGAAUGUGUUCACUGUUGAUCGUUUCUUGUGGGUUUCAUUAUUCAUGUGCGGUUGAGCAGUUCUUCAAAAUGGUUUCUGGAAAGUCCCUUUUCAUAUCUGCCGAGGCUUCAUUAUUUUGAAGCUUUUCUUUCUUCUUGGAAUAAUGAUGAUGAAUCAAAUUGAAUAAAAACACUUGGGUCACUUGUUCUGUUUCUUAAUACUCGGAGUUUUGCUCUUGCAGAAAUUCUAAUAUUUUUACAGUUAUAUUAGUUUUCUCUGUCUAGAAGAAAAUGGGAAGGUUCCCCCUCUUUGCGUUAUUCAGGGAAGCAAAGAAUGUUUUCACAAAGGAUGAACUAGGCCUUGAAAUAGCACAUAUUGCUAUUCCCUCGGCUCUGGCCUUAACAGCAGACCCUAUUGCUUCUCUAAUAGACACAGCUUUCAUAGGCCACAUAGGUCCUGUUGAGCUAGCUGCAGUGGGAAUAUCAAUAGCUAUCUUCAACCAAGCAUCAAAAAUAGCCAUUUUCCCUCUUGUCAGUAUCACAACAUCUUUUGUUGCUGAAGAAGAAGCAGCCCAAAAAUCGUUUGAUGACAUUGAAGAACCAGGACAUGGAGAACUCAGAAAAGAUCUGGCUCUCAACAAUAAUGGACAUGAAAUGGAAGAACUUGUAUCUCUAAUAGAUAAACUCGACUCAGCCUCCUCAUCUUCAUCUAUAACCAGUGAUCAAUCAGACAUGAUCAUGCUUGAGCAUGUCAGAAGGCAUAUCCCAUCAGCUUCAUCGGCUAUGGUUAUCGGUAGCAUGCUUGGGCUAAUCCAAGCUUUGUUCCUUAUUUUAGCAGCUAAACGAAUAUUGAAUUACAUGGGAGUUGAUUCUAAUUCUCCUAUGCAAAAACCAGCAAUGCAAUACUUAACUUUGAGAUCACUUGGUGCCCCAGCUGUUCUUCUCUCUUUAGCUAUGCAAGGAGUUUUCCGUGGAUUAAAAGAUACCAAGACUCCUCUUUAUGCUACAAUGAUUGGAGAUGCAGCAAACAUCAUUUUAGACCCCAUAUUCAUCUUCUUCUUGAAAUGGGGUAUUAGUGGUGCAGCCGUUGCCCAUGUUAUUUCACAGUACUUAAUCUCUCUGAUACUCUUGUGGAGAUUGAUGAAAAUAGUCAAUCUUGUACCACCAAGUAUAAAAGAUAUUCAAUUUAGCCGAUUUCUAAAAAAUGGAUUUUUCUUACUGGUGAGGGUCAUUGCUGCAACAUUCUGUGUAACCCUGGCAGCAUCGUUGGCUGCAAGGCAUGGCUCGACGACAAUGGCUGCAUUCCAAGUCUGCUUACAGGUUUGGAUGGCUACAUCUUUGGUGGCCGAUGGCUUGGCCGUGGCUGGACAGGCAAUUCUUGCAAGUGCUUUUGCGAAGGAGGACUACAACAAAGUCACUGCCACUGUUUCUCGUGUACUUCAGUUAGGCCUGGUUUUAGGACUAUUUCUCUCAUUCUUCAUCACAAUCGUACUCAAGCUCUCUUCCAAAUUGUUCACAAAAGACCCCCAUGUGUUGGACUUGAUGAGUUUAGGCAUCCCAUUUGUUGCAGUGACUCAACCCAUUAAUGCCUUGGCAUUUGUUUUUGAUGGGAUCAAUUAUGGAGCAUCAGAUUUUGCAUAUUCAGCUUACUCAAUGGUUUUUGUUGCUAUAGUAAGCAUAUGGUGCUUAUUUGUACUGUCAUCAAGUUAUGGCUUUGUUGGUAUCUGGAUUGCUUUGUCUUUGUACAUGACUUUGCGCACAUUUGUUGGCUUUUGGAGGGUAGGAACAGGAACAGGGCCCUGGAGAUUUCUCAGAGACUAAUUUUGGUUGCUUUAGAUGUGAACAUAAUUUCAUUGUAGUACUUUUUUUCUUCCUUUUUUGAGGUAGUUUAAUGUGUUAUAAAACAAGCAGAAUGAAGAGGAAAUAGAUACGAGGAAACAUUAAUACAUGUAUUCAUAAUUCAUUGUAUUUCUUAAUAAAAACGUAGCUGUUUAAUCAUUAAUGUGUUAU